This is a messenger RNA of Ictalurus punctatus (channel catfish), 3128 nucleotides long. RefSeq names its product methyltransferase like 24 (gene mettl24). The transcript is spliced from 5 exons. The record is from RefSeq and is a predicted model, not a curated record. NCBI's taxonomy places the organism in Eukaryota, Metazoa, Chordata, Actinopteri, Siluriformes, Ictaluridae. Bases 260 to 1240 code for a protein of 326 amino acids.
ACACACACACUCCCGCCCACCAGCAUGGACGUAGAUGUUUACACAUGGUGCACUUUGUAACCAGAGAGCUUUGGUGCUGUGCUUCAGAACAUGAUGAAGAAGCAGAACAAAGAUUAAAUAGACAAAAAAAAGAGAAAAACUUCAGCACACUGCGUGUGAGAGUCCAUACACCAGGAAAUGGAGAAAUAUGGAGAAAUGAUAUAAUGAUCAAUGGCAUGAGAGGGCACUGGAGAAGAAGUGAAAAACACCAAAGUAGAGGAUGAACAGAUGUGUGCUCACGCGUGUGUGUGUCCUGCUCUCUGUUCUGUGCCUUGCUGCUCAUGUCUAUGUGGAGUUUAAGGGAUAUUAUGUGAAGCGCUGGAGAACACUUGCCCCACACAAGGGACUUCAAAAUCACACCAAGACUCAGGAAAACAGAGGAUUGAGUGACUUGGUGCGCACGUGCUCCCCGACAGACAGACAGUACAGAAAGUCUCUCAGGUGGAAGAUAAAGCUGAAGCCAUGGGCCAGUGAGAGCCACAGCCUGGAAGAUGAGGCAUUCAGAUUUAUCAAGUACAUCACGACACCACAGGUGUCCUGUAGAAAUCCUGCAAACAGCCUGCCAGUUCAGGGAUCAUGGGCACUAUGUUUGGAUAACAGAUUUGACUUGGCCCGAAGCAUCGACACUAAACACUGUCGAGUCUAUUCACUUGGGUUGGGAGGAGAGGAUAAGCAGUUGGAGAAAGCAUUAGCUAAGGCAGGGUGCGAGGUUCACUGUUUUAACCCCAGCAUCAGAGAGGCUCACCUGCAGGACUCACACAUGUGGCUUCACCGGCUCUCCAUCGAUUGGAGAGACCCGAACCCUGCUAUCAUGACACAGAGGCAACAGAGCAGCACCAUGAAGCUUUCUGCUGUCCUCAAACACUAUGGACAUAAACAGGUUGACGUGCUGAAAGUGGACAUGGAAAGUGCCGAAUGGAAAAUCUUAGAGAAUCUGAUUCUGGAAGAUGUUUUACACUCUGUGGGCCUCUUGCUUCUCGAGAUUCAUCUGCACUGGGCCGGAUUCGAAGUGAGCGGCGACGAGCCCUCUGUAGUGCGCUACUGGUUCAGUCUGUUGAAGGAGCUGGAGAAAACAGACUUCCGCCUGUACCACAGUUACAGAGACCUAGUAAAGCCACAGCUCUUCCUUCAGAAGAACCUACACAAUGCAAGCAGCACUUACAUAUUGGGGUGGGUCAACACGUGCUACUCGGCACGAUGAGAGUUCGGUUUAAAAUGUGAGAAAUGGAGUACAGCAAAAGCUGCUGAUAGAGACUUCAUUUUUGAGGUAUAAAGACGUCAAGGUAUUUCCCAUUCAAAUACUGCAAUCUGCAGUGAAAAAUAUUCCAGGUAGAUUCUGUUUAUUGCAAGCAGUGAGAUGUGUUUUAAUCCUGCAAAUAUCUCAAUUUCAAGCUUGUGUACAGUCAGAAGAACAUACACGAGUAGUAAGUAGGAAAUAAAUCGGAAAGGAGUGGACCAACACAAAUUACUUGGUGCGAUAAUGUCAAUAAAUGGAGUUCAGUAAAAAAUAUAAAAAUAAAAAUUUACUUGAGAGACAGGCCAGAGGAAUCUUCAAAGAACAACAAAGUGGAUUUCAUUUGAUUUGAAUUACUGCUAUGUUUAAAUGAAGGCAUGUUCAGCAUUUUUACAAGAAUAUUCCCACUCUAAUGUUUUCUAACAGAGUCUCUAUAAUUUACCAACAGAUCUGAGGGAAUUUGAUUCUUCUCAUGGUUUUGACUAACUGCCACUUCCAACUUUUAUAGAAGCUCGUUAGCUAAAUCUUUACCCACAAACAUUAAGUAGUACAGUACGUGCUCAGAAUGCUCAUGUCUGUUAUGACUUGAACAGCAAGUGCAUGUAUGCCUUUCUAUUUUAAGAGUGGAAAUUCACUCUUUCAUUCAGAGGUUACGCAAUGUGCUGUGCAAAUUAGCAUGCUGUACUUUUCCACAGUAUAUUGAAACAUGUAGUAUUACAACCUGGAACUGAAAUGGAUCUUUUUUUAAAUGUGAUUUUUACCAUUUGAUUUAUAUAUUAAAAUUAAAAUUAAGACUUUCUAUUCUUAAGAUAGGUCUUAGCUUUCAGACCACAGUUAUAACUAGUAAAUAGAUAGCGUGCACGCAAGAGACAGAGACAGCUAUGAAAUGAACCCUUGUGGACCCUUAUGGACAUUUUUUAAAUUUAUCGUUUUGUCCGUAUUAAUGCAAACAGCAUAAAUUUUGCAAAAUGCAUGUAUUUUUAUUGGAAUUUUAAUAUUUUACCCUCAUUUGGUUUCAUAAAUCUAUUUGAAACUAGGUACACAAUAUAGUUACACCCAGGACCUUAAGGACUAAUAAAUAAAUAAAUAAAUAAAUAAAUAAAUAUAUAUAUAUAUAUAUAUAUAUAUAUAUAUAUAUAUAUAUAUAUAUAUAUAUAAAAUUAAGCAAAAAUCAUGCAAUCUGUGUUAAUAUGCUUUUGUUUUGUUGAUAAGGUUUCAAAACAUUAAUUUAAAAAAAAAAUAAUAAUUUCUGAAAUGUGCAUUAUUUUCUCAGGUUUUGCCUAUGGGAAAAUACAGGUGCAUUUAAAAGAAAAUUGAUUAUCGUGGAAAGGUUUUUAUUUCGUUAAUUUAAUUUUUAUAUGUUUUAUAUAUAUUUUUAUAUAAAAUAUACAGUUUUGGGACAUGUGCAUUUUUGUCCUCUAUGGACCUAUGUGUAACAUUUUUUAAUUGAUGCAUAAGGGUUAAUUCACCAAUGCUCAGAACUGAGGAAAAGAGACAAACUAGCAACUUAGUGGGAUGUAACUUGAAAUCGUUGAAACACAUUGAGCAUCUGGUUUGGGCAAAUUGAAACAAUGGCACAGAAGAAUCACCAGCGACACAAAACUGGAAACAGAAGUGUUCAGACACACUUUGAGGAUGAUUUUUUUUUAUUAUGCAAACGUAAAUAGUAAAGUUAAUGCCCAUGUAUGAAUUAAUUUCUCUAUUUUUAAUAACUAGUGCUUAAAAAUGUAAGAAAGGCAUCCUGCGUGAAUCUCAGUCAUGAAGCUGUUUGAGAUGAUGAGUAAGUAAAGAUGGUAAGAGUGUGCAAAGCUGUGCAAAAAAAGAGAGAAAUAUUAAAGAGAUUUGCUUAACCUUU